AUGGACUUCGCAAUUACGGAUCGAACAUCGUCUUCAGAUCCUUCCAGCUCCCAAGGAUACAGUCAAAACACUGCUCAUCCACUGAUCUCCAGAAUUGACAAAUCGAAAAGACUAAAUAGACUCAGGAGCUCAAACACAGACUUAGACUUUGCGGGAUCAGAAGCCAAUUUGACUUUACUUGAACAUCGACAGAACCCUCGUAAGAUGCGAUACGCUCCGAACGCAACACACACAAGUAUGAUGAGCGCGGACCAACAACAAACUGACCAACCUGGUGGGACUGGUGAGACAUCUCAAAAUCCCACCGAAGAGAAUGUACAAGCACAGGUCAAUGAUGGUCAUGAGAGCGAUGAGAAGAUGGGUCAUUCAACUUCGAACGAAUCCCUCUCUAGGUGGAGUAUGAAAACUAGAUAUCACGGAGAUGGAGCUGAUGUCGAAUCCGACAAUACUAACAUCGUCGAUGACACAGGUACAGCUUCGUCACAACACCAAUCGAUUACUGAUCGUGAUCGUGAUCGUGAACGUGAACGACAACGACGCGAACUCCCUACAGAUCGUAACGAUGAGUUGAAAAUAUGGGCUAUGAGGACAAUGACUGAGGGUAUUCGGGAAAAUCAUGGACUUGAUGCUUGUCCGGAAGAUUGUAUCUAUAACAAUGGGAAGGGGUUCGAUGUAGUUCAUGAAUUGUGA
Kwoniella botswanensis is the source of this 690-nucleotide messenger RNA. RefSeq lists its product as uncharacterized. NCBI's taxonomy places the organism in Eukaryota, Fungi, Basidiomycota, Tremellomycetes, Tremellales, Cryptococcaceae. The coding region runs from base 1 to 690 and encodes 229 amino acids. The transcript has a single exon. The record is from RefSeq and is a predicted model, not a curated record.